Paecilomyces variotii is the source of this 3002-nucleotide messenger RNA. RefSeq lists its product as hypothetical. NCBI's taxonomy places the organism in Eukaryota, Fungi, Ascomycota, Eurotiomycetes, Eurotiales, Thermoascaceae. The record is from RefSeq and is a predicted model, not a curated record. The transcript has a single exon. Bases 1 to 2829 code for a protein of 942 amino acids.
AUGGGCCUCUUAUGUCGUCGAGCCAAGAGAACGAAGAGUGACAACUCAGAGCCACCUCCGGAGGGUUCGAAUUCCGCCAGACAGACAGCAGAACAGAAUGACGAAACUGAAGUCUUGCUGAUAGAGGAUGAAGGCGAGAGUCUUCAACUGCAGAGAGUAUUGAGACCCGCCUUGUCGUCUGAUGACGGAGAUACCGCUUCCAUAACUCCUCUCCAUGGGCCUUCAUUAGCGACCCAAAAAACCAAGGCCUCGGUGAAAGCAAAGAGACUCGAGCAGAGACGGCGGCAUCUUGAGAAUAUUCCAGGAAGGCUGCGCAGACGGCUGUCAAGAGAGCCACGAUGUCCAGGCUCGCCAUCGAACACGCCUCAGAUCCGCAAGCAUAGAGAUCGCUCGCGCCUCCUCUCAGCUAAUGGAGGCACUGCUAGACAUCCUUCUGUCCUGGAUCAUGCGCUGGGAAGUGGAUUGGUGAAUGAGAAUGAGUAUGAUAGUGAUGCCCAGUGCAUAUCAACCCCUAAGGGAUCCAUUCAAGCGGUGCAGCUUUCGAGUACCAAGUCCAGCAGCAAGUCGCCUGGAAGCCUGCAUCAUGAACGCGAGUUUACCAUACGAGAGGAGAGUGAACAAUCGGGGUCAGCUGCGGAGCCGCGGGAUAUAUCACAGACUGAUAACGGGGAUCCACAGAUAGGAGGUAGAAAUGGAUCAGUUGAACACGUUAGGCAUUCGCCUUUGGUCUGUAACGGACAUCCCUCUGCAAAGCAACCUUCAACCGCUUCAUCUGUAAAUGAAGCCAAUGGCCGACAAAGGACAGAGGUGACCCGGUCUGAACCAUCGAGAAGCCUGUCUCAUGACAAUACAGGGCCUAGCUCGCAUGAGCAAGACAUACUGGUUCAGCGCAGUUCUUCCUCAUCAGAUCACUGUCAUGUUAUACAACAUAAAGAUUCCAUGUCACUAAUGAGGGCUCGUGGUUUAUCUACAAAUAAAGCUCCCUAUGAUCGGGCCCAGAGCAACGAUUCUUCUUGCACAGGAGACGAUGCCUUAUCUGCGGAGAUCAUGAAGAUCCAAAUAAGUGAAACUCCUGUCUAUCCCAGAUCUCGCACUGAUACUCCGUCAUCGUUCGAUGGUAACAAGCCACCAUUGUCUCAUUUCUACAGGUCCCAAACCCAUCUGAGGUCCCUAUCCGAACCAGACUGCAUCCGCCUCCAUGAGAUGAACAUAUCAAAGAGACUUGCAUCAGUAUCUGCUGACUACCCGACCUCCUCUGGUGAUCAACUGCCAUUUCCAGAUCAUUCCAUAUUCUAUAAUUCCUUGAGACAACAAACCAUACUGUCCGGGAAUGCGUCUACUUCGGAAACACCCAGGCUCAGUCCAUCAAACAACCAACGAGGACGAAACGUGUCGUCUUUCUACAUGUCCCAGACCAGCAGCGUUCCCUCCAACUACGGAAAUUCGAUUGAUCAGCUGAGACUGGAAGUGCCAGCACCAAGUUACAGCAAAGAUGUCAUUGUUUUGUCAAAGAGACAUGGUAGGGCCAGAGGAGCUAGUCGCUAUUCCGCACUUCCUUCCGAUCUAUUCUCUCCGAAGGGUGAUUCCAGGACAUUGCCCUCAAAUGGACUCUUAUCCGCGGUCGAUGACACGGUCCCUCAGACAACUGGUACGCAAAGCAAAUUCAAAGAACAAUUCGAGCCGGCCUCCCCGAAUACCAACAGUGCUGCAAUAGGCACGGAGGAAACUGUAUCACGCCGUGUCAGUGUGGGAUGGAUGUCAGGAGGCAGGCGGCUUGGUUUUGGAUAUGCUUUUGUGCCUAGUGAAGGGACUGAGGGUUCGAAACCCCAGAUAUCAGAUACGUCAGUGGACGAUGGUCCAGCUUUGCCGCCAGACCAAUUACGCCUGGAAAGUAGAAUACACGAUCAUUCGAAAGGAGCGUCCUCGGAUAAGGCUUUUCUUACACCGAAUUUGGCUCUUCCGGAUGCUGGGAUGGCAGGAAGACCGUCCUACAACGACAAUUGUACUGAAUCUGGGGAAAUCCGAGAGUUAAGCGGCAGGAGGUCCAGGCAACACAGCAGUCUCCGGGCGAAAACAGAGCAUCUGUGGGCGAAGUUACCAAGCCACUCGAGAACAGAAAGGUGUGGAUCGGCAACAUACAGUGACGGCGUCAUUGUUCGUGACUUCUCCUCUCGGCCGUCUCCAGACUAUGUCAUGCGCAAGGAGCUAGGUAUGGAGAAACGAGCUGCUGGCGCUGGAAAGAGUCGAAAGUUCAUUCGCAAAUGGACGAGAUUAUAUCGCCCGAAGAGCUUUGAAGCUAGACGGUAUCGCGCUGGUUUUACAACAGAAGCAGCUAAAUAUCGACAGCCAAAGUUCCCCGAACUUCAGAUCCCUCGUGGUACGAGUGUUGUCCCAUACAAAGAGCAAUUGGGGGAUUACACAGAAGAAGUCCGCCAAUGUGAAUGGUGGAUGAAACAGAAGACCGAACGUAUUCUCAUGACCGGAUCGUCCGACUCUGCGCCAAUGCAGACGCUCUCGACAUGCCCGCAACAGAUAUUGAUGGAGAAUGAGCGCUUCUUAACAGAGACGCAUAGUACCCCACAGCCCGGGAAUACGGGGAAAGAGAAUCUCAACCAGCAGUCACCGUCGACCGCACAGGAGUGGUCGAGACUCUAUGAAGACUGCGUUAACAUCCCGGCCGACGAGAUCGAGCAGGAGCAGCAGCCACCAAUAUCGGCCAGAGACGAAGGAACCAGGAGAUCAACAUCUGCUCGUGGGCACUUAUCCAAUUCGGGCUCUGAUAUCCGAAGGACGCAGGUUGUAGAAGAAGCCCACUCGCAAGAUGAGUAGAGCUGGGUAAGACUUCUAGGCUUGUAACCGGCGGAGAAGGGAGAGAAUCUGGGCGAUAGGACCUCGAGAUAUAUAGAGAACCACUCCCUAGACGGGCUCGUAGGAGUAUGUAUCUAAUUAGUAUCGGCGCCGCUGCUGACGAAAAGGGCCUGGUUGACAGAAGGAUAGGUGAG